Messenger RNA from Fraxinus pennsylvanica, 933 nucleotides. Lineage: Eukaryota; Viridiplantae; Streptophyta; Magnoliopsida; Lamiales; Oleaceae. The record is from the annotation of a GenBank genome assembly.
AUGGAAAGUCUUCUGUGCAAUGAGGUGUGGUUUAUGAGCCCUACAACCACUGUGCAUCACAACGUACAAGCCAAUGAUCAGUACUAUAAUGUAAGAAGGAGUGAAUAUAGUACUACUAGUUGUUUCUACUCAACCAGAGAAGAUUGUGAAAAAGCUAUUGGGAUUUUCCUGGAGAAGGAAGCCGGUUACAUGCCAAAAAUGGGAUACUUGAAGCAGAUUGAGUCUGAUAAUUUGAUUGAUCAUGCUAGGUUUAAGGCUAUCUGCUGGCUUAUUAAGGGAUGGAAAUAUUGGAUGUUUGAACUACUUUCUAUCGCAUGUUUAUCAGUUGCCUCCAAAUUCAAUGAAUCAAUCACUGCGCCAUUGCAUGAAUUUCAGGUGGAGGGUUUAGAUCAUUCCUUCUCAUCAAGCCAGAUUCAGCGGAUGGAAUUGACUCUCUUGAAGGCUUUAGGAUGGCAAAUGGAUUCUCCAACUCCAUAUUCUUACAUUGAAUUGCUGAUACGCACCAUCAAUACCUUAAACAAAACCCUUGUUGAUAAUCUAACCGUACGCGUCACUCAACUGCUUCUUAACACCCUUUUAGAUUCUAAAUUCCUGGAGUUCGGGCCUUGUGUUAUUGCCAUUUCUGCAGUAAGAUGCAUACUUGAAAAUGAUACAUCCCUUGAUCAUUUCGACACAUUUAUUUCCCAAGAUCAAAGGGAAGAAGUGAACAAAUGCCAAAGCUGGAUGGAAAAAGAAUUGUCGACAGAUUACAGCUACAUAUUCCAGAAUGCAAAUUACAGUAGCCCUGAAAGUCCAGUAACAGUAUUAAAGGUGGAGUGGGACAAAAUCUAUGACUGUCAACUUGAUCUCUUUCUCUUAAAGAAGCCAUGGAUGAACUUCAAUUUCAGAUCAAAUAGCAAGAGGAAGAGAGAAGAACAAGAAUGUGCACUCUGA